Molecule: messenger RNA, 1761 nt
Organism: Brassica rapa (field mustard)
Lineage: Eukaryota; Viridiplantae; Streptophyta; Magnoliopsida; Brassicales; Brassicaceae
Product: lysosomal Pro-X carboxypeptidase
Biological process (GO): proteolysis
Cellular component (GO): vacuole
Molecular function (GO): serine-type exopeptidase activity; dipeptidyl-peptidase activity
Source: RefSeq, a predicted model, not a curated record
CCGGUUUAAACUCACCAGUGUAGGAGUGACGGGUGGUUGCAAUCUUGUUAGAGGAAAAACCGAGAAAAAUGGGGAGCGAACUCCGAUUGGUGCUGAUCAUCUCUUUCGUUUCCGUCCUCGUUUUCUCGACUUCAUCGUCUCCGUUGCCUCGUUUUCCUCGCCAGAACCGAGCCAGAAUCCAGCUCUUCGGGGAAGAUCGAAACGAUUACCAAUACGAAACUAAGUACUUCUCCCAGCAGCUGGACCACUUCAGCUUCGCCGAUCUUCCGAAAUUCUCGCAGCGUUACUUGAUCAACUCCGCUCACUGGACCGGUGCUUCUGAGCUCGGACCUAUCUUCCUCUACUGCGGCAACGAAGGCGAUAUCGAAUGGUUCGCUACAAACUCUGGAUUCAUUUGGGAGAUCGCUCCCAAGUUUGGCGCAUUGCUUGUUUUCCCUGAGCAUAGGUAUUAUGGAGAGUCUAUGCCUUAUGGAAGCAGGGAAGAAGCUUACAAGAACGCUACCACCUUAUCCUAUCUCACAACUGAGCAAGCUCUUGCGGAUUUUGCUGUGUUUGUUACUGAUUUGAAACGGAACUUGUCUGCUGAAGCAUCCCCUGUUGUGUUGUUUGGAGGAUCAUAUGGUGGAAUGUUGGCAGCAUGGAUGAGGCUUAAGUAUCCUCACAUUGCUAUUGGAGCAUUAGCUUCUUCAGCUCCGAUUCUUCAGUUUGAAGAUAUUGUACCUCCUCAGACGUUUUAUGACAUUGUAUCUAAUGAUUUCAAGCGUGAAAGUAGUAGCUGCUUCAACACCAUAAAGAACUCGUGGGAUGCAAUUAUAGCUGAGGGUCAGAAAGCGAAUGGUCUUCAGCAGUUGUCGAAAACUUUUCAUUUUUGUCGGGCGUUGAACAGUACAAAUGACCUUUCAGACUGGCUGGAUUCUGCUUAUAGUUAUUUGGCAAUGGUGGACUAUCCGUAUCCUGCUGACUUUAUGAUGCCUUUGCCUGGACAUCCCAUUAAAGAGGUCUGCAGAAAGAUUGAUGGAGCUAGUAGUGAUGCUAGCAUCCUAGAACGCAUAUAUGCAGGAGUAAGUGUGUACUACAACUAUACUGGGAAGGUUGGCUGCUUCGAGUUGGAUGAUGACCCUCAUGGUUUGGAUGGGUGGAACUGGCAGGCGUGCACGGAGAUGGUAAUGCCCAUGUCUAGCAGCCAAAAAAACAGCAUGUUUACAGCUUACGAUUUCAAUUACUCUUCAUACAAAGAGGAUUGCUGGAACACAUUCAGAGUCAAUCCAAGGCCUAGAUGGGUCACAACAGAGCUCGGUGGUCAUGACAUAGAGACCACUUUGAAGUCUUUUGGAAGCAACAUCAUUUUCUCAAAUGGUCUGUUAGAUCCUUGGAGUGGUGGCAGUGUUCUGAAGAACUUAUCCAGUACCAUUGUUGCUCUUGUCACAAAAGAAGGUGGACAUCAUUUGGAUCUACGACCUUCAACUCCAGAAGACCCAAAAUGGCUAGUGGAGCAGCGAGAAGCCGAGAUAGGAUUGAUCCAAGGGUGGAUCAGAACUUAUCGACUAGAAAAAGAAGCUCAAUUUCCUUUGCUAAAACGUUCUUGGUAAGAUGACAAUGUAAAAUAAUCUGAUCAGUUCAUGCAUAACUCAGAAUCUGCAAACUCUGUAACACAUCGUGUUUGAAUAAAUCUAUUCAAGCUCUUGGCGUGUUUGAAUAAAUCUUUGUAAACUCUCGGUGUUCACUACUAGUGUGUUUGAUAAAUAAAUUUGAUUUGGGUUA